AUGUGCGUGUGCAGAAACAGAUUCUGUCACAGCCUAGAAAGAAAAACAACAGGCUGUGAGGGAGGCAUUUGUUCAAAUCUCUCUCUGGACAAGACCUUUGUGCUGAUCUUUCUCCAGUGUUGGGGGGCUCCUGAUCUGCAUUCUGCAAUGAAAAGAACAGAGGACAUGGUGAUCGGGCUCUCUGGAAUUCAGCACCUUGAAGACGACUCCAGAGAGGUCAGCAGGGCAGUGUGGCCUGAGCACCACAGUAAGAGGAAGCAGGGCUCUCCUAAACUCACCUCACUAAAUACCAUUCUCCACCCGCCACUGAAAAGAUCCCAAGGGGCCCGCCGCUGCGCGCCGGUCUUCCCGCCGGAGCAGCGGUAAUGAGACCGCUGACCAAACACGGCUGCGGGCCCCGCGCCCGCGCGGCGCGGUGGAGGCCCCGACAGGCAGCGCGAGCGGCGCCCUCGGCUCUCAUGCGGCGAGGCGCUCCUCUCCCCGCGGCAGGGAGUCCUGCCACAGUCGCGCGAGCGGCGCGGCGGCCCGAGGCGGCAGAGCUAACCCCGCGCCGCUCAGCGGGUCCCGCGCCACAGCCAGCGGGGCUCUCCAACACCCUCCGCUCCCCACUCCUGCGGGACAAGAGGGAGCUCUCUGCUGUGCUUCGCCGGCGGGAAAAGGGAAGCCUGAGUAUCCGUGUUGAUUAACACAUCCCCACGCGACUCUACGCCUCAGCAGCUGUUAGAGCCGCCCAGGUCCCUCCCGCCCAGCGGACUCCAGGGCCCUCUCCCCAGCUCACAUUCCUCUAUCCAUCUGUCUGUCAGCUCCUGUAUCCUCCCUGCGCCCGCUCAGUUCCCCUUUUCCCCACUACUCUCUCACACUCACCUGUCACAUAUACUAGCUCGGAUCUUGCACAUUUUGGUGGAAAACCUGCCAGUCUGAGGCUGGCACCUUAAGCCUCUUCACACACUCCCACACCCAGCUAUCCCAUGGCUGAUCUCUUGGCUCCGUGUCUGCAAGUCUGACACUCCCAGAAGCCUGCUGAUUCUCUGAUGUCCUUGGCCUGUGUUUCAUGUGACUGGGUUGCCACCUGGAUGUUCCCAUGGCAAGAUCGCUGUUUAGAGUUCUUUAGAGAAGCUCAGGUACAGAACAGACCCCUGACGCGCUUUAAUACAUGCAGGCUCCUCACACAGGCUUCAUCUCUGUCCUGUAGCUGAACUUCGACAGGCUGCAGAGGAGGUUGCGUGGUUCUCUCUUGUGCACACAUUCACCCAGCACCAGGCUCCAGGCCAGCUGGUAUUAUUCUGCCUGGUUAGGAUUAGCAGAGUCACUUAUCCAAAUAAGUGCUUGGGAGAGUGAGCGAGAAAGAGUAAGGAUAUGGAGAGAGAGAGAGAGAAAGAAAGAGAGAGAGAGAAGCCAUUACCCAUUCUGGGGAAGAACUUACAAACAGAGCUGAGAGUUGUUUCCAGUUGGUAAGUGUCUUGCUGAAUCUCCCCCACCUCCACCUCCCUGCCCACCCUACCCUGUGGAUAGCUGAGCUGGGAGGCAGCAGGCCAGAGUUCUGGGUCCCUCCUUACCUUACUGAUGUUGAGCCUCAAGUCCACCAGCCCCUCUUUGUCCCAAGGAGUGUAUGCCCUCCCCUGUACCAGGCAGACUGCAGAGCAGUUGUAGACCUUUUCCCUGGUUGAGCCUAGGUCAGGGUUGAAAAGGCAGAGAGGGCUGGUUCCUGGGCCAUGUCAGGACUUCUCUCUUCCAAAGUCCUCUGGAAUGCUCCCCAAAGAGAGAAGUCUAGGGUGGAGGGAGCUGAUGUGUUGUUUAAAGUUGCUUUUGGUGGUGGUGGUGGUUUAGUCACUAAGUUCAACUCUUGCGUCACUAAGUUCAGCUCUUGGCCCCCAUGGACUGUAGCCCACCAGGCUCCUCUGUUCGUGGAAUUCUCCAGGCAGGAAUACCGGAGUGGGUUGCCAUUUCCUUCUCUAGGGCAUCUUC
Capra hircus (goat) is the source of this 1965-nucleotide messenger RNA. Its product is annotated as PFOXic. The coding region runs from base 1 to 366 and encodes 121 amino acids. The record is from RefSeq and is a predicted model, not a curated record. NCBI's taxonomy places the organism in Eukaryota, Metazoa, Chordata, Mammalia, Artiodactyla, Bovidae. The transcript has 4 exons.